Molecule: messenger RNA, 1190 nt
Organism: Nelumbo nucifera (sacred lotus)
Lineage: Eukaryota; Viridiplantae; Streptophyta; Magnoliopsida; Proteales; Nelumbonaceae
Product: Peroxidase superfamily protein
Biological process (GO): response to oxidative stress; hydrogen peroxide catabolic process
Molecular function (GO): heme binding; peroxidase activity
Source: RefSeq, a predicted model, not a curated record
UGCAACUCCCAUCCAUCGAUUCUCUGCUAAUAGUUGUUUGUUCUAGUUUGAUCAGUUUUUGUUUCAGCCAAGAACAAAUGAGUACUGUUACACUUGCACCUUCUGCUUUUGCAACUCUUUUUCUUCUCUUCACUGUGAUUCCUUUGUCAACUACUGCUGUGCUUGAUGCCUACUAUUACGAUCAGAGAUGCCCACAAGCAGAUAAAAUCAUCUUAGAGACUGUUCGCAACGCAUCGAUGCAUGACCCAAAAGUCCCAGCUCGCAUUCUCAGGAUGUUCUUCCAUGACUGUUUCGUUAGAGGAUGUGAUGCGUCGGUUUUGCUGGACUCAACUCCGGGCAACAAGGCAGAGAAAGACGGUCCACCCAACAUCUCACUUCGAUCUUUCUAUGUGAUCGACGAUGCUAAAGCUAAGCUCGAACCGGCAUGUCCACAGACUGUGUCUUGCGCUGAUAUAAUCGCAAUUGCCGCAAGAGAUGUAGUAGUUCUGACUGGAGGUCCUUACUGGAAUGUACUCAAAGGAAGAAAAGAUGGAAGGGUGUCGAAGGCCGCAGAGACUACUAACUUACCUGCUCCAUCCUUGAAUGUAACACAGCUCAUUCGGAGUUUUGCAAAGAGGGGAUUAGGAACUAAAGAUUUGGUGGCUCUAUCAGGUGGUCACACCUUGGGAUUUUCUCAUUGUUCUUCGUUUGAGGCUCGGCUUCGAAACUUCAGUUCCACGAAUGAUGUCGACCCAAGCUUGAACGAUGUGUUGGCAGAAAAUCUGAGAAAGAAAUGUCUGAAACCCAACAGAGAUGCCAAUGCAGGAGAGUUCUUGGACUCCACUUCAUCGAUAUUCGAUAAUGAUUAUUUCAUACAACUUGUGGCAGGAAUGGGUGUGUUUGAAUCGGAUCAGUCCUUGUUUAGCGAUUACAGAACAAGGUGGAUUGUGGAGUCAUUCGCGAGAGAUGAAGGUCUCUUCUUCAGAGAGUUUACAACUUCAAUGUUGAAACUCGGAAAUGUAGGGGCGCUUGAAGAUGGAGAAGUAAGAUUGAACUGUCGAGUUCCCAAUUGAGAGAGAGAUAGAUAGAUAGAUAGAGAGAGAGAGAGAUGCAUAAAUAAAGAUUUUUUUCCUUAGAACUUAGAAGGUUGUGGAAAUAAGAUCAGUUUGGAAAAUUCUGUUUCAUCAGUGACAUCUCUAUACUUAAAAAUA